CAACGUAAACGAUAAAGUCGCAAAACGCGCAACAUUGCGCCUCUCGCUUGGCUCGUCUCGUGCGUGCAUUCCAUGUGAAUAUCUACUUUAACUAGCAGCUUAAGCACUUCGGAUAAGCCCCCUCCUUACUUUGGAUAUUAUAAAUUACACCUUCGGCUGUGGAUAUACGCCUCGAUUUUGGAUUAAUUAACUAAGAACAGCGCCAUGUCGACUUUUAACUAUCAAAUGAGCGCGCUUCUACUGGCCACCGCCGCAAUGGCCCUGCUGUGCGGCAAUGUGCUGGGGCAGGCGCAGCUGCUAGACGAGGAUGACGAUGCCUUUGGCAGGCCCUGGCCCACGUACAGUUUGCAGAAUAUGCCCAAGACGCAGUUCACCUGCCGUGACAAGAUACUUGGCGGCUACUACGCCGAUCCCGAGACUCAGUGUCAAAUGUUCCAUGUCUGUGUCAAGCUGCCUGGAGUGGGGCUCUCACAUCGAAGAGUUAAUUCGUUUGUCCAACAGGUGCAGGACUAUCGCUUCCUCUGCCCAAAUAGCACGGCCUUCGACCAGGAGCUGCAGAUCUGCGCCAACUGGGCGGAUGUCGAUUGCGACAAGUCGACGUCGCUAUAUCUGAACGAUUUGUAUCGGUCAGGCGAUGAGAGCAAGAGCGUUAAUCAGGAGGAUGAGCCCACCUUCCAUUUGCAGCGUGCCGAAAGUGGUGAUGUGCGUCGCUCCAAGGAGAAUCGCGGCGAUCAAAAGUCGCGCCCCAGACAUAAUUAUGCGGCGACUGCUUCCAGCUCGAGUGCGGACAGCACGCCGACAACCAAACGACCCAUCACCAGCUAUUACACGCCUACGACAACAACAACCACCACAACAACAACCACUGAGCGAAACUACUACAACAACAACAACAACAACUACAACGACGACUCGAAGCAAGACAUCGAUGAUAUCUUUAAGGGUUCCCACAGCUCGCACUUCUUUGCCAAUCGGCAUGGCGGGCGUGAGUUUGACGAGGAGCCGCCGCGUCCCAGGCCCAACGAUUUCAACGAUUACAAUCGCAAGACCACUGAGGCGGCUGGCAAGACGCGUGCCACGCCCACGCGCGGACAGCGCACCAGCCAAAGUGCCAGCGCAAGUCCAACCACCAGCACCACAGCUGCUCCAUCGACCAAAUCCGUGAAGAAGAUAACGCUGCAUGCUUCGUUUAGUACAGGCUUCCAGGACUAUACGCAGCACUAUAAGUCGACCACGCCCAGUACCUUGGCGCCCACAGCGGGCACCACUCCACGCCUAGGUAACGGCAUCACCAGCCGCUUCAGCUUCGGCUCGAAUGACUACCAGACCCAGGAGCGCAUUCAGCCAACCACAUAUAAUCCCAACAACGGGUUCCGCUACAAGAGCACGGAGCUGCCCUCCAGCUCGACCAAGCUGACGGGCAAGAAUGUCCAGGACUUUGACAAGGAGACCACCAGACGACAUAAGCCAACAGUGUCAGCACGCAAGCAGAAACUCGGUCCACAGGAGUCGAACUACAUCAAUCACAAUGAAUUCGCCGAACUGGCCAAGCCCCAGCCGUUCCAGGCCAGCCAGGGUGCAUCCCGGAAGCCCGCCCAGCUGGAGCCACAGUAUCAACGACCGCGUACACAGUCAACGGCACAGCAGUUGACGCGCGUGGGCAGCCAGGAGCCAUCGCCAUUUAAGUCCUCGCCAAGUGCCUCUGCUUCCAAUGCCAAGCCGCGCACCUUCACCAGCCGCGGCAGCAUCACCUACAAGGCAACCACACAGCGAUAUGCCGACGAUGAGUUCUAUUAUCCGACCACCACCAGCACAGCUAAUCCCAGCAAGAAGUUGUCCACGCACGCCAUAAGAGAUGCCUUUACGCCCACCACCUUUAAGCCAACAACGUACAAGAAGGCCUACGAGCCGAGCUACUAUCAGGUGCAACAAACGCUGCGUCCCAGCCAGAGUCCGAGCUCCAAGAAGACAACGGCUGUGACAGCUGCGCUGCCCACCACAGCCAAUCCGCACUACAAUGUGGACGAGGAUGACGGACAGUACCAUCCGGAGCUGUAUGAGAAUGACUUUCCACGCAAUCGCUUCAAGUUUCUGCGUAACAGAUCCACCAGCCCCACGACGUCCACGAGCACGACCAACGCGCCCGUAUCGAGCAGGCAGCCGCAUGGCUUUCAGCAGGCGCACAGCCAUCUGAGGAGCCAGCAGCAGUCCACCUAUCAGAAGGAGCAUGAGCAGGAGCAAUCGGAUCUAAGCGAUGAGGAUGAGCUCUUCAAGACGGCGCAAUCGCUCAACUUUGGCGCUGCCAGCAUCAACAAGCUACGCGCUGAUAUCUACAAGGCGGAGAAGACUUCGCAGCAGUAUAACUCGCAGUACAGUCCACAGUUGGCGCCAUCUAGUCCGAAGACGACCGCCCAGGCGACCAGCUCAACAACGACAGUGACAACAACAACAACAACCACAACAAGACGCCCCACAACAAGCACAACGAAAGCAACAACAACCACAAGCUCUCCAGUGGAGUCUAAGAAAUCAGCCAAGAGCAAAAAGGAGGAUAAGAAGAGCAAGUCCAAACGGCCGCCACAUGCCGAUGAGGAUACCAGCUAUGAUUACGCCUACUACGACACGGACUGAGCUCCAGGUCAGCAUCGGCAUGCGCCCAGCCCAGCCCAGCACAGCCCUCGAACUAUAUAACCCAUAUUUUGUAUGCCUUCAUCGUAAACUAACGCACUUUAAUCCCCUCCAGCAGCAACUAUAUAGGUGCCACAGUAUUUUAUAUAUAUAUAUAUAUGUACACAAAUCAAAAUAACUUCCCGAUUUCAGCUAUUGCUCGCAUUUUUUCAUCGUCUUCGGCUAUUGAUGGCCCCUGAAUACCCAUUAACACUCGCGUACAUUCAUUCAAUCAGAUGCGUUCGUUCUAAUGAAUUUCCAUGCGUGUAUCUAGUUAUUUAAAUAAAACAAACAUAUUUUUAGUCGUUAGACAAUUGUUAAACUGAA
This is a messenger RNA of Drosophila hydei, 2994 nucleotides long. RefSeq names its product mucin-5AC. The coding region runs from base 205 to 2631 and encodes 808 amino acids. Gene Ontology annotation, molecular function: chitin binding. The transcript is spliced from 6 exons. Lineage: Eukaryota; Metazoa; Arthropoda; Insecta; Diptera; Drosophilidae. The record is from RefSeq and is a predicted model, not a curated record. Gene Ontology annotation, cellular component: extracellular region.